Rana temporaria (common frog) is the source of this 12181-nucleotide messenger RNA. RefSeq names its product centromere protein E (gene CENPE). NCBI's taxonomy places the organism in Eukaryota, Metazoa, Chordata, Amphibia, Anura, Ranidae. Gene Ontology annotation, cellular component: microtubule. Gene Ontology annotation, biological process: microtubule-based movement; mitotic cell cycle. The record is from RefSeq and is a predicted model, not a curated record. Gene Ontology annotation, molecular function: plus-end-directed microtubule motor activity; ATP binding; microtubule binding.
GGGGACCAUUCAAUUUCAGGCACCAGGGCGAGGGAAAUUCAAAUCGAGUCACUUGGCAGCCGCUAGCAGCUGACACUGAGGAGGAAGAAAAAGGGACGGGGAGAUGGCGGCGGAGGAAGACGCGGUGAAAGUGUGUGUGAGGGUUCGCCCCAUUAUACAGAGGGAACGGGGGGAUCAAGUGAACGUGUUUUGGAAAGCAGAAAACUCUACUAUAUCGCAGAUUGAUGGCACAAGAUCUUUUCAUUUUGAUCGUGUCUUUGAUUUAUUUGAAACAACAGCUCAAGUUUAUCAAGAAGUAGCGAUUCCAAUUAUUCGCUCAGCUCUACAUGGAUACAAUGGCACAAUAUUUGCUUAUGGGCAGACCUCUUCAGGCAAAACAUACACAAUGAUGGGGUCUCCUGAUUGUCUGGGAAUUAUACCUCAAGCAGUUAAGGAGAUCUUUAGAAUCAUUACAGAGAUACCGAGCAGGGAGUUCUUACUGCGUGUGUCGUAUAUGGAAAUCUAUAAUGAAACGGUCACCGAUCUUCUGUGUGAUAGUAGAAAAAAGAAGCCUUUGGAAAUCCGUGAAGAUUUUAAUCGAAAUGUGUAUGUUGCUGACCUGAAUGAGGAGCUUGUCACGUGUCCUGAACAUGUCCUGCAAUGGAUCAAAAAGGGUGAAAAAAACAGACAUUAUGGGGAGACAAAAAUGAAUGAGCACAGUAGCCGAUCUCAUACAAUUUUUAGAAUGAUUGUUGAAAGCCGAAAGAGCAACGACCCUGGAAAUUUAGAGAGCAGUGAUGGAGCAGUUAUGGUUUCUCACCUGAAUCUUGUUGAUUUGGCUGGCAGUGAGAGAACAAGUCAAACUGGGGCAGAAGGUGUACGGUUAAAAGAAGGGUGCAAUAUUAACCGUAGUUUGUUUAUACUUGGGCAAGUCAUUAAGAAACUUAGUGAUGAUCAGCCUGGAGCAUUUAUCAACUACAGAGACAGCAAGCUGACAAGGAUUCUUCAGAAUUCUCUAGGUGGAAAUACAAAGACAGUAAUAAUCUGUACUAUUACAUCUGUGUCCUUGGAUGAAACAUUGAGCACACUCCAGUUUGCAAGUGCUGCGAAAAAUGUUAAAAAUAAGCCUCAUGUCAAUGAGGUGCUGGAUGAUGAAGCAUUGCUGAAGAGAUACAGGAAGGAAAUAACGGAUUUAAAAAAGCAACUGGAUACCUUAGAGGCAUCUUCUGUGUCAAAAGCACAUGCGAUGGCCAACGAAGAACAUGCCCAACUACUGGCAGUAAUACAACAACUUCAAAAAGAAAGAGAAGAGAGGAUAUCCAAUUUGAAAAAUGUUGUUGUUGAUUCUGCUAGGUCCCAGGAAGAUCAACAGCUUAAGCGUAAAAGGAGAGUUACAUGGGGUGCUGAAAAAAUACAAAGUACCCUCUACGGUACUGGUACUUUCCCAUUUGAUGCUGGAUCCAAAAUAAGUGCUAGCUUCCCAAAACGACCUAAAUUGUCUGAUUUGCAAACCAUACCUGAGAAUGAUGAUUCUGUUUGCACAGAAUUUUCAGAAACUGAUGAGACAGCACGUGGAUUUGAAGACUUCUUCCCAGACUGGGAUGUUGGAAAUAAAAUCACUUUAAGAGGGAAGACUGCUUUUCAUCAUUCAAUGAUUGAUCUUGAUUCUGAUGCAGAGUUUCAAAACGGUCAUCUGUUAAAGGAUUGCUCCUCACCAAGCCAUAAAGAACUGGAGCAGAAACUUGCAGAGUUGGAAAAUCGGCUACAAUCAGAAGUUAUAAGAAAAGAAUCAUUUGAAAAAGAGACUUUAGAAUUAAAGAAACAACUUGAAGCUAAAGAGGAGGAGAAAGAUGAACUUGUGAAAAAACAUCAGCUUGAAAUUACUCUGAAAGAUCAGCUGCAAAAUAUGCCUGAAGUGAGGGUUGGUUUGGGAUCGCACAAUGAGCUGGAAGAUUUGGAUUCGAAUAAUCUUACACCAAGUCGGGUUGAAAUGAAUAAUUCACAAAGCACACAAACAGACCAGGUGCAGGAGAAAUGUGUAGAGGAGGAAAACCUUUCUAGUCACAUCCAUGAUAUUUGUCAAGAGCAAAUCCAGAUGCUUGAGCAGAAGAUAGCAGACCUGGAAACAAGUAAUCCGCAAACGGACUUUGUGGAAAGUCUCCAAAUUUGUGAAGCUCUAAUGAUGGAGAAAGAAACUGCUCUAAGUGAACUGGCUAUUUUGCGGGAGAACUUUGAUGGUGUUGUAGUGGAGAACGAGAGCAUGAAACAAGAAAUUGCCGCAAUGGAAAAAUAUCUUCAAGAGAAAAAUGAAACUAGCGAGUUUGAGCUGUUGGAGAAAGAAACGCAAAAAGAGCAUGAGGCACAACUUAUUCAUGAAAUUGGCAGUUUAAAGAAGGUAGUAAAGAAUGCAGAGUUGUACAACCAAGAACUAGAGGGUGAACUAUCAAAUAAAUCAAAAGUUUUGAAAGAACAAGAAAAUCUAAUAGCUGAAUUAAAGAAAGAUGCUGAAGUGCUCUUGAAUAAAUCCAGAUAUUCUGAUCUCUCCAUAUCUAUGGGGGGUGACAGUGAAAAGAUUUUCGAAGAAGUACUUCAACUGAAACAGUCUUUAGGUGAUGCUGAAACUGUAACCCGGGAUGCUCAAAGGGAAGCUGCCUUCUUGAGAAGUGAGAACAUAGAGUUGAAGGAGAAAAUGGAUGAACUCACACUUCAUUGCCAACAAAGAGAGAAAGAUGCCUCUUCUUCUGAAAAGCAGUUAGAAUCGGAGAAGUCCAACUACAAACAAAUGCAAUCUGAUUUGCAGAAAGAACUGCAAUGUGCAUUCAAUGAGAUUAACCAGCUCAAUGGCCUUCUUGCAGGAAGAGUGCCUAAAGAUCUGCUUUCUCGGGUGGAACUGGAUAAGAAGAUUACUGAUUGCUCAAAGCAGCUUACCAAUGCUCUUGAAGAGAAAAAUGUUCUAGAAAAGGAAAUGUCUUAUUUGUCAGAAUUGAAAUUUUUGCCAAGUGAAAAUGAACAACUUAAGAACCAGGUAAAGAAAACUUCAGAUGAACUCCAACGCCUAAAAAAUGAAAAAGAACAAUCGGAAUCUAUAAUAUGCGAUCAGAAUAGCAAGAUGCAAGAGCAAAAGGAACAGAUUGAUAGACUAAUAGAGGAGGUGAGAAACACGCAAGCAAAGUUUCAGCAAGCUGAGCAGCAAUACUCUGAGCUUACUAUACUGUAUGAGGACCUACAGACAAGAUGCUUGCUCACAGAUGAAGAAAUUAGGAAAAAGGACCUUGAGGCUGAAGGUCAAGUGAAAGAAAUUAAUGACCUGAAACAUUCUUUGGAAAUAAUAGAAGGAAAGCUGUCAAGCGCACAACAAGAAAGAGAAGAGUUGGUUCAAGCCCAGCAGGACCAUUCUUCUCACACUAGCAGCAUAGAAGAAACACUUAAGUCCAUGGUGUUUGAAAGAGACAACCUCCAGGAAGAGUUGAGCAAUCUAUCAUCUUUGGUUGAAACUCUUCAGCAACAAGCACAGAAGCAAUCUGAGCUGUUUACAGAAAAACAGGAUUUAGAACAAAAGCACCUUCAGUUAAUGUCUGAAAAGGAACAACUUCAAGAGCAGUUGAAUAACUCGCAGCCCUUGCCAAGUAUCAUGGAAACUGAGAGCUCAGAAGGUCAACUUAAACUUCGAGAGCUGCUGGAGAAGAUAACACUGCUUGAUCGACAAAGAGAUGACCUUCAGUCUAAGGUUGAAGAGCUUGCAUCUGAGAAGAAUAUUCUAAAACAAGAUCUGAAUGACAACAUUGAAAUGUCAAUUGAAACGCAGGAUGAGCUGAGGACGACUCAGGAGGAGCUUAAAUGCCAGAAACAACUUGUGUCAGAUCUGAAAAAACAGAUUUCAGAUUAUGCUGAACGUAUUUCUGUACAAGCAGUAAGCUACGAGGACACCACAGAGGCUAGUGAAGCAAAUUCUGACGCAAUUGGCGUUAAGAAAAUGGAACUGGGUGAAUACAAUCUGAGUUUAAUUUCUGAAAUGGAAGUUCUCAAGGAAAGCCUCAAAUCUGCUGAGCUGGCUCUAGCCACUAGGGAAGAGGAGAAGCGUGAACUUAUGCAGAAACUUGAUGCUCUUGAAGAGGACCUCCAAUCUGUCACAGAACAGAGAGAUGAGUUGGAGAACACCAAGAACAACCUUCUGGUAGAAAAGGAUGGCCUUAAAGCCAAAGUGGAGAGAGCUGCCAAACAAGUUUGUGAGCUAAAUGAAGAGUUAAAAUUCUCGCCCGAGAAGCGAUCACAUGAAGAUGUAAUGGGACAAGAUAAAGAAAAGCUGCUAGAAAAACUGAAAGCUGUAACGGAUGAAAGAGACCAGCUCAAACUUGAUUUAAAUGACAACAUUGAAAUGUCCAUAGAAACACAAGAAGAAUUGCGAAAUGCUCUGAGUGAGCUAAAAGAAAAGUCCAGGCUAUUUGAUGCACUGAAGUCACAAGUGGAUGGCUCUAAAGGCCAAACAAGUAAUCUGGAGAAGAACCUGGAAGUUAAAAUUUUGGACCUGGAGGAAAAACUCCAUGCUGCUGUGACUGAGCGAGACCAGCUAAGUGAAGAGUUAAGAUUUCUGACGGAGCAAAAGAGAAACCUUGAAGAAGCGCUCUCUGCCACCAAACAUGGACUCCUAGAUAAAGAGACACAAGACAAAGAAGUACAGGUGCUGACAGAAGUGUUAGUAGAUGAAGAAGAGAUGAAUGUUUCAACCAGGCUAGAAGUAGAAGCUGAACAAAAUAUUUUAAAAGAGCAAAUCGAUCACCUACAGCAGCAAAUCCACAUUAUUUCUCAAGAGAGAGACCAAUAUCUGCAGUUAAUAGAUACCCUUAAAGCAGAGAACCUUCAGCUGAUAUCGGUUAUGCAAAGAGAAACAGAAGAUAGGGCAGCACAAAGCAAAGAAACAGAAGAUCUAGCAAGCUUAAUUGAGACGCUGAAGGGACAACUGGAAACUACAAGCCAACAAUUGACAUUAAAGGAGCAGGAAGCAAAGGAGGCUGCUGAGAAAUUAAUGCAAUUAAAUGAUACAGAUAAAAAUAUUUCUGGAUUAGAAAUGCUGGAGCAAAAUCUACAGCAAAGUAGCAUCUCAAUGGAAAAAUUACAAGAAGAAAAACUGGAACUUUCAGAUAAACUUUGUGCGCUCCAGGAAGAGCUAGAGAAGGUGACUUGUUACAGAGAGAACCUGCAAAGCAAGCUGGAAAUUGUUGUGGAUGAAAACGCCAGUCUCAAAGAAAUUAUAGAAACUGCAUCAAGCUCGAUUUUGGACCUGGAGGAAAAACUCCAUGCUGCUGUGACUGAGAGAGACCAGCUAAGUGAAGAGUUAAGAUUUCUGACGGAGCAAAAGAGAAACCUUGAAGAAGCGCUCUCUGCCACCAAACAUGGACUCCUAGAUAAAGAGACACAAGACAAAGAAGUACAGGUGCUGACAGAAGUGUUAGUAGAUGAAGAAGAGAUGAAUGUUUCAACCAGGCUAGAAGUAGAAGCUGAACAAAAUAUUUUAAAAGAGCAAAUCGAUCACCUACAGCAGCAAAUCCACAUUAUUUCUAAAGAGAGAGACCAAUAUCUGCAGUUAAUAGAUACCCUUAAAUCAGAGAACCUUCAGCUGAUAUCGGUUAUGCAAAGAGAAACAGAAGAUAGGGCAGCACAAAGCAAAGAAACAGAAGAUCUAGCAAGCUUAAUUGAGACGCUGAAGGGACAACUGGAAACUACAAGCCAACAAUUGACAUUAAGGGAGCAGGAAGCAAAGGAGGCUGCUGAGAAAUUAAUGCAAUUAAAUGAUACAGAUAAAAAUAUUUCUGGAUUAGAAAUGUUGGAGAGAAAUCUACAGCAAAGUAGCAUCUCAAUGGAAAAAUUACAAGAAGAAAAACUGGAACUUUCAGAUAAACUUUGUGCGCUCCAGGAAGAGCUAGAGAAGGUGACUUGUUACAGAGAGAACCUGCAAAGCAAGCUGGAAAUUGUGGAUGAAAACGCCAGUCUCAAAGAAGUCACUGAAACUGCAUCAAGCUCGUUUUUUUUUUUAAUUCUCCCCAAAUACUUACCAGAGCUCAAUUUCAGUGCAGUACUGUGUCCAAUAGCAGCAGAUCGGUCUCUCUGCUCUCUGGACAUGGAGGCAGCAGCAGAGCAAACGAGGAACCUUGAAGCGCUCUCUGCCAUCAAAUAUGGACUCCUAGAUAAAGAGACACAAGACAAAGAAGUACAGGUUCUGACAGAAGUGUUAGUAGAUGAAGAAGAGAUGAAUGUUUCAACCAGGCUAGAAGUAGAAGCUGAACAAAAUAUUUUAAAAGAGCGAAUUGAUCACCUACAGCAGCAAAUCCACAUUCUUUGUCAAGAGAGAGACCAAUAUCUGCAGUUAAUAGAUACCCUUAAAGCAGAGAACCUUCAGCUGGUAUCGGUUAUGCAAAGAGAAACAGAAGAUAGGGCAGCACAAAGCAAAGAAACAGAAGAUCUAGCAAGCUUAAUUGAUACGCUGAAGGGACAACUGGAAACUACAAGCCAACAAUUGACAUUAAGGGAGCAGGAAGCAAAGGAGGCUGCUGAGAAACUAAGGGAAUUAAAUGUUACAGAUAAAAAUAUUUCUGAAUUGGAAAUGCUGGAGCAAAAUCUACAGCAAAGUAGCAUCUCAAUGGAAAAAUUACUAGAAGAAAAACUGGAACUUUCAGAUAAACUUUGUGCGCUCCAGGAAGAGCUAGAGAAGGUGACUUGUUACAGAGAGAACCUGCAAAGCAAGCUGGAAAUUGUUCUGGAUGAAAACGCCAGUCUCAAAGAAAUUAUAGAAACUGCAUCAAGCUCGUCUUCUACAACUUAUGAAGUGAGAUGCCAAGAGCUGCAGGAUCAGGGAAAUGUGGAAAAUGGUCUAAGAAUGCAGAUCCCUGGCAGUGUCUCUGUACAGGACAAAGAUACCAUCACUGACUUGAUGCCAUUCCUGGAAGGACAGGCUGACCUGGAAGAACAGCUGCUGCAAAAGACAUCUGAAUAUGAACAACUUCUUCAGCUGAAAGACAAACUUGAGGAAGACCAGAACAGCUUGAGCUGCAAGGUAGAAGGCCUAACAAAUAGGAUGACGGAAGCGCAGACAAAUCUCGAGUCUCUACAGAAUGAAAAACACCAAAGCGAAGAACAACUUCUUCAUCUUCAACAAAAACUGGAUGAUGCUGUUCAGGACAGAGACGAUCUAAAGAUCGCACAUGAAAGAUUAAUUGAUGAAAUGGACCAACUGAAAAAGAAUAUAAAGGAAAAAAGUGAAAUGGAUCUUUGUCUGCAAGAACGGCUGCUUCAAAGGACCUCUGAAUAUGAACAACUUCUGAAGAUAAAAAACAAACUUGAGGAAGAAAACGGUAGCCUAAAUUGUGAUGUGGAAAGCCUAACGAAUAAAAUGACAGAAGCAAAGAAAAAUUUUGAGUCUAUGCAAAAUGAAAAACAUCAAACCGAAGCGCAACUUGUUGAUCUAAAACAAAAACUGAAUGUUUCUGUUCAAGACGGGGAUGAUCUAAAGAUUGCACAAGAGGGAUUAAUUGCUGAAAUUGAGCUUCUUAAAAGAAAUCUCAAGGAAAAUGAUGACAUGGUAUUGCAUUUAAAACAAGAAAUUCAGCAAAGAACAGAAUGCCAACAUGAGGAGCUUGAGCAAAGCCAACACACAUUAAAAAAUGCGUUUGAGCAAACCAUGAAUGAUUUGAAAAGCACAGAGACACAAAUGGAAGCUCUUAGAAGUGAGAAACUUGACACUGAGAAAAAGCUUAUUUGUCUUCAACAUACAAUGGAAAUAAUUGCCCAAGAAAGGGAUGAUCUAAAGGCUUCUCAAGAAAAUCUUAUAUUAGAGAGGGACCAACUCAAAGAAGCUCUGGAGAAGAAUACUGAAAUGCUGAAAACUGCAGAGAAUCAAGGAGAGCAAACUGAAGUGGCUGCACAAACUGAGACUCUGAAUAACAUGGAGUUGGACCAGCUUUUGAAGGACUUGAAAGACAUGGAGUCUCAGCUUGCAAGUGUGCAAAGGGAAAAAGUUAACGCUGAAGAGAAUUUUUUCACUCUUCAGAAACACAUGGAGGAGAUUGGAAAGGAGAGAGAUGAGCUGCAGGCCACUCUCCAGAGUCUGCAGUUCAUUCUGCAGAGUCUGCAGUCUGAAAAAGACCAACUAAAAGAAGAUCUGAGAGAGAACAUAGAAAUGCUGAAAACUGUAGAGAAUCAACAAGAGAAAACUGAAGUGGCUGCACAAACUGAGACUCUGAAUAACAUUGAGUUGGACCAGCUUUUGAAGGACUUGAACGACAUGGAGUCUCAGCUUGCAAGUGUGCAAAGGGAAAACGUUAACGCUGAAGAGAAGUUUUCCACUCUUCAGAAACACAUGGAGGAGAUUGGAAAGGAGCGAGAUGAGCUGCAGGGCGCUCUGCAGAGUCUGCAGUCUGAAAAAGACCAACUAAAAGAAGAUCUGAGAGAAAACAUAUUAAUGUCUAUUGAAACUCAAGAAGACCUAAGAAAUACUCAAGAGGAACUUCAGCAACAGAGAGACAGGGUCAGUGAAUUGACGGGAGCCAUUUCCUCUUUAGAACAAAAGUCCUCUUCAAUAGAGAUGGAACUGAAUGAGACAGCAACUGUUUUGAAAGAAGUUACUAGUGAGAGAGAUGAUCUUGAUCAGUGUAAGCAGAAGCUGACUUCAAAAGUGGAACAGCUUUUACAACAAAUAAAAGACAAAGAAGUGGCUUUAUGUCGAGCAGAAAGGGAGAAGUCUGAGGUCUCCCAAAAAAUAUUUGAUCUCUCCUCUGUGCUAAGUAGCAUGGCAGAGGAAAAGGACCUAUUAAACUGCUCCAAAGAAGAUGUAGAAAAACAGUCUGUUGAAAUGCAGAAUGAUCUUAGAAGAACUCAAGAAGAGCUUCAACAGCAAAAUCAGAAGGUAGAGACUUUGACAAGUGAGAUUUCCCUGCUGGAAGAAAAGUGUUCUUCACUACAGAAACAAUUGCAAGAACAGGUUACUCUUUUGAAAAGAGCUGUUGAGGAAAAGGAAGUGCUUGGCCAGGCAAAGCAAAAACUAUCAUCCAAUAUAGAACAGCUUUUGGAGUCUUUGAAGAGUAAGGACACCAUGCUGGAAUUGACAGAGGGCGAAAAAAGGAUAGCUGCCCAGAAAGUAAUUGAACUCACAGAGGAAGUGAGACAUCUGUCGUGCAGGAUAGAGGAGCUUCAGCUAUUUAAGGAAAAUUUAGAAAAGGAGGCUACUAAACUAAGGGAGGACUUCAAGCAACUGCAACUUCAGCAUGCUGAGUUCAAUGAACAAGAAACCCAAAAGUCUGCCAGAUUAGAGGAACUGACAAUGGAGGUUGAACAGCUGAAAGAGAAGGUUACCUUUAAAGAGGCAGCAGCUCAGCAGUUAGAGGCUGAUAAGGCUGAUCUUCGUAGACAAGUUCAGCAGUAUGAGCUGGAAGUGGCAUCUCUCCACCAGGAACAGGAGCAGUUCCAGCAAUUGCUGCAGAGGGUCCGAGGUGAAAAGGAAAAUAUUUAUACAAAUCUACAAGAUCAGGAGAAAGAUAAGGAACAGUUAAAGGAAUCGCUGACAACCUGUCAGACAGAACUUGAGUCUGUCAAAAAGCAGAGAGAUGAAAGUAAAGACCAUGUUGCUGAAAAAGUAAAUGAAAUAAAUGCAAUGUUACAACAGUUGUCCUCUCUGCAGCAGCAACUUGAACAACUGCACCAGGAGCUAAAGGGUGAAAGGCUGAAAAAUAAUGACCUUAAUGAAAAGGUUGAUGACCUAGAGAAAGAAAUUCGAGUAUUUCAUUUAUUGCAGAAUGAGCCUGUAAUUGGAAGAAGUGAACUUGCACAACGCACUGAAAGUCUACAAAUAAAAAAUCAAGAGUUUAAGGACCUUAUGGUGACCGUUUCCAGUGUGUAUGCUAAUCCUCCAUUACUAAGCAACCUUUCAGUGGAGCUCCAAGAUGAAGUUGAAGCACAGAAGCAAUCACUGGCUAUACAGGAGGCGAUGUCUUCAACACAUUUCAAAUCAUUAGAAUCCCUACAAACUGAAUACUUCAAACUGAAUUCUCAGAUGCAGACUCUGCUCAACAAGUUUAAGGUCAUCUAUAGAAAUGCUACUGUCAAGGAGGAACACUACAGUUUGGUGAAUGGCUAUGAUAAUGAAUUGUGUGUAGUACAGAAGAAAAAUGAUGAGCUGCUGUUGCAGUGCCAGAGCCUAGAACAGAAUGGCACAAAGUGGUCUGAGAGCGCAGCAGAAGAGCUCAAAUUCUGUGAACUUGAAUUCUUAAACCACCUCCUCUUCAAGAAAAUGGAUGUCAUAAAGCGUGUGGAAGAUGGCUUUUCAGAGGUGCAGAUCUCUCUGAAUAGUGUGGAAGGGGACCUUACAGAAGAGGUGAAAUCUAAGAAGAAGUUCUUAUCUGGUUGGAAGAGUGCAAAGGUUUUACACUUUGAUGCCAAAGCAUUCAGUGAGGGUAUCAUUCAAGAAAAUAGGAGAAUUUCUGUUCUUGUCCAGCUUUUAUCUAAGAAAUUAAAGGCCGUUGUCCGUCACGAAAUAAAGCAGGACACAGUGGCAUACCUAAGACAGCUUGAUGAAGUUUUACAAGAGAAAAAAGAGAAGAACAAGGAGCUAUUGCAAAAAAUGCAGCUUUUUGCUCCGUCUGGAGAUUCCAACAUUCUAGAGGAGGAAAAUACACGAUUGUACAUGACAGUAAAGACAGAGAAAAGUAAAAUGCAGUGCAGGAUUCAGCAGCUUGAAAAUGAGGUCACUUCAGCCAAAGCAGAUGCCAAACAAAAGGGUGAGAAAGCAUCCUGUUUACAAGAGAGGCUUUUGUCAAGUGUCACAGAAACUGCACUUUCUGAAAUGCAAGCUAAAGUUUCUGAAAAAGAGAAACAUCUCGAGACUGCCCUAAAAGAAAUAAAGGCUCUCCAAGAAAAGGUGGCCCAAGGUGCAGCACCAUACCGAGAUGAAAUGGACAGACUUAAAGAUCAAGUGGUAAAGUUUGAAAUGGACAGAAUAAAGUUGUCAAAGUCUACAGACCAGCAAAUAGCUUCAUUAAAGUCUUCUCUGGAAUACAAGGAAGAAUGCUUGAGGAAGUUGAAAGAACAACUUAGACGAUCACAAAAAGAUGUUGAUACUACCAUUUGUUCUGACAAGAAUGGCUCCACACCCUAUCCUUUGACCUGCGGAGGUGGUAGUGGCAUCGUGCAGAGUACAACAAUGCUUGUGCUUCAAUCAGAAAAUGCUUCUUUGAAAAGGGAAAUUACCCACUACAGGAAAAAGUGGCAUCAGCUAUCAAGGAACACAUCAACUAUUCGAGAGGAUGAAUCUAAACUAAAAGACAGAAGUGCGCAAACGCCUUCACAUUUGUUUAGUCCUUUAGCAGGAGCAUCACAAAGCAGCAGUGAGGUGUACAAACAAGCCACUGUCUCUCCACCCAAAUCUGACAUUCCACUCAGCCAUAUACAUUCACCUGGAAACACUGGAAUGCACAGAAAACGUGCAGUGUCCCCAAGCAAGACACACAAGCCCAAAUCUCAAGUCAUGUCCCCAAGCAGGACACACGUAGCCAAACCACAAGUUAUGUCCCCAAACAAGACACUCUUACUCAAAUCUCAGGUGAUGUCUCCAAACAAAACAUUAAGGCACAGUGUUCCUGUCUCAUCCCCUGGAAAAACGGGGCCGAAUAGAAAGCGAGCGGUGUCACCAUUCAGAACUGAAGGCAAGUUGUUCAGUAGCUUGACUGAAUCGCCACGCAAAAAGCUCAGCUUGCCAGAACCUGCAGACUUUCCUAAAGAUAACUUAUUUGAAUGGUCCAAAUCUUUGCAAUAUUAUCCAUCCAAGUUUUUUGACAACUCCACACUUGGCACUUUACCAGAUCGAAGUCCACCUCCAUCACACAUUAACCCUUCAGAUACUAACCCUUCUUCAGACCCUUGUGUAGAUGCAGAUGCAGUUUCGGAUCCAAACAGCGCAAUUGCUACUGAAACAAAUGACGAUAACAACUGGUGGGAUCGAGCAGACAAAAACAAGAAUGCCAAUGAAUGCAAAACGUCCUAAGUGACUUUGCACAACAAAUAGCACAGUGAUCACUACUACAGUGUUGUCUACACAAAAAUUAGAUGUGCCUCUAGAAAUUCUAGGAAGUGUUCAUAGGAAUAACUACUGGAAUCCAUAAUACUCACAAUUGGUUUUGUUAAUAAACACACCCGUCAUGGUUGGGGAUUGAUUAGAAAA